GCAUUAGAAUAUCAAUUCUUAUUAGGUAUAUAUUUUUAAUUUACGUAGGUAGGUACCGCCGAAUUUUCUGGUAGUCGAUUCCGCAUUAUAGUUACCUACGGUUUUAAUAUGAUUCAUGCUAACCAAAUACCUGUCAGAGCAUCAUCCAAAUGUUUAUUUAUAUUUAAAUAACAUUUUAAACAAAAGUUUUAAUAUUUUGGAGUGAGAAUUUCAACAUUAACAUAAUUGAACAUAUUAUAAAUGAUUCAUAAUAAGUGUUGUUUUUAUUCCAUAAACACAUUUGUAUAGUAAUUAAAGUAAAAAUGGAAAAAUGUAUUAUUUUUACAUUAUUUUUCGGGUUUGUAUUUGGCGCGGAUGAAGUGUUACAAUUAGACCAAGGAAAAUUGACUGGUAGUAGCCUGAGGUCAAGAAAUGGACGAGAAUUCAAAGCAUUUCAGGGAAUACCCUAUGCCAAGUCACCUACCGGGGAUCUUAGGUUUAAGGAUCCAGUACCAGCAGAUCCGUGGAUAGGUAUUUUAAAUGCUACUACCGAGCCACAAGUGUGUAUUCAGAAGAACUUGUUUUAUUAUCAACAAGCGGAUAUCCUUGUCGGUGCAGAGGACUGUCUAUAUCUCAAUGUGUACACACCAAGAAUACCAAAAAAAGGUGAUCGAGAACUGCUUCCGGUCAUGUUUUGGAUUGCCGGUGGAGGUUUUUUUGCGGGUUCGGGAGGUUUAAGUUUAUACGGUCCCCAUUAUUUGUUAGACAAGGAUAUAGUUCUAGUUACGCUUAAUUACAGACUUGGAAUUCUCGGUUUUUUAAGUACUGAAAACGAUGACUUACCCGGUAAUUAUGGUAUGAAAGACCAAGUUUUAGCACUAAAGUGGGUCCAAAAAAAUAUUGGUACAUUUGGCGGAGACCCAAAAAAAGUUACAUUAUUUGGGCAAAGUGCUGGAAGUGCUUCCGUUGGUUUACAUUUGUUAUCACCAAUGAGCAAAGGGUUGUUCCACAAAGCAAUCAUGGAAAGUGCAUCACCAUUAAACAUUUGGAGUGUAUCUCCACCAGGAUGGGCGAAACGAAGAGUGUCUGCUAUUUCAACUAUUGCUGGGUGUCCUGAUGAGCCAAAACAAAUGAUUGAAUGUUUAAAAGAAAUCCCUGCGAAAGUAUUGGUGAAUCUAUACAACAAUUUAUUUGAGUGGAGAAAUUACCCGAUUAUAAGUAUGAUGCCUGUUGCAGAAAAAUGUAAUUGUUCAAAAGAAUCAUUUUUGUGUGAUUAUCCUUUACUUUACUUUGAACAAUUAACAAAAGUUCCCGUAUUAAUGGGAAUGAACUCUGGAGAGGGUGGCAUUUUUGCUUCUCGAAUGUACAACGCGACUGAUCUAGUGUACACAGAGUUUUUAGAAGAUUUCAAUCAUUAUGUAUCAUCGUUUUUACUGUAUAGAUAUACGACAAAAUAUUCUGAUAUUCCAUUAAUUGGUGACAAGAUAUAUAAACGAUACUUUUCUAACGGGAAGUUGAGAGAGCCUUUGAAUGCAGUAAAAAUGAUUUCCGGUGGAUUAAUUUUACACGGUGUCUUUCAAAUGGCAACCAAGCUUUCACAACCGGUUUAUUAUUACAUUUACGAUUAUUUGAAUAAUUUUUCAUUCAAUUCGUUGUAUGGACCAUAUCCGUGUUCAAAAAAAUUAGGUGUAACGCACGCUGACGAAGUCACAAACCUAUUCUAUACAGCCGGUCGGGCAGUCCUACAGGGAAAGGACCUCGAUGUAUCAAAUCUUAUGGUGAAUUUAUGGACACGUUUUGCUACAACAGAUUUUCCCACUAUUGAUGGCACGGAUAAAGGAGAACCGUUCCCAAAAUUUAACACCCAGAAAUACGAAUUUGUUUUAAUUAAUUCAAGUAACCCAAUCACGUCUGAGAAGCCAUAUGUAGACGAGUAUACAUUUUGGAAUAGUUUGCCACUAUUAUCUGGACUGGAUUAAUCUGGAUGUAUUAAUGAUAAAAUUAACAGUAUAUUUCAAUCUUAUUAAGAUAUAUUAUACUAUGUAUAACUUUGUAUAGGUAUUAAGGUACAUAAUUGGAUUACAUUAAUCUGGAUAUAUUAAUGAUAAAAUAAACUGUUAAUUUCAAUCUUGUUAAUAUAUAUUAUAUUAUGUAUAACUUUGUAUAGAUAAUAAGGUACUAAGGUACUUAAAAUAUA
Messenger RNA from Metopolophium dirhodum (rose-grain aphid), 2176 nucleotides. Its product is annotated as esterase FE4-like. NCBI's taxonomy places the organism in Eukaryota, Metazoa, Arthropoda, Insecta, Hemiptera, Aphididae. The coding region runs from base 303 to 1958 and encodes 551 amino acids. The record is from RefSeq and is a predicted model, not a curated record. The transcript is spliced from 11 exons.